Nymphaea colorata (pocket water lily) is the source of this 852-nucleotide messenger RNA. RefSeq lists its product as uncharacterized. The coding region runs from base 172 to 642 and encodes 156 amino acids. The transcript has 3 exons. NCBI's taxonomy places the organism in Eukaryota, Viridiplantae, Streptophyta, Magnoliopsida, Nymphaeales, Nymphaeaceae. Gene Ontology annotation, cellular component: chloroplast thylakoid membrane. Gene Ontology annotation, biological process: thylakoid membrane organization. The record is from RefSeq and is a predicted model, not a curated record.
AAAUGACCUUGCACCAGACCGUACGGAAAGUUCUGUGAUCGGCGAACCAAGAGAAAGGCUGGGAAAAAUUAGUUGGAAAAGGAAAAAAGAGGAUCAAGAAGGCAUGUGAUAAACCGCCUUCAAAACGAGCGGGUGAGGCGAAGAGCGCGAAUACCCGGGGUGCGGGAAAGAAUGGGCGCGAUUUCAGGCUGCGGUUACCUUCUCUCCCCUCAGCCGAAAUCGUCUUUCCGAUGUUUUCCGACGACACAUCCGCCUCGACCUCACGUCCUGUUCGCCUCAACCACAAACGCAACAAGAGCGAGAGUCCAAUGCAUCCGCUGCCAAUCGCCUAAUGCCGGUGAAGAUGAUAGCAAAGCUGUUUUAGAUGCAUUUUUCCUUGGAAAGGCUUUCGCAGAGUUGCUUACUGAGCGGGUUGAAUCAACGGUUGGAGAAUUUCUGAGUGUUAUUGGUCAGUGGCAAGCUGAACAACAAAAACAGGUUCAGGAUUUCCAGGAAGAAGUAUUGGAGAGAGCAAAAAAGGCUAAAGAGAAAGCUGCUCGUGAAGCCAUGGCAGGGCAGGCAUCAGAGACCAAGUCACUGACAGCAUCUUCAGGCAACGGAAACCCCACAAGUCCAUCUUCUGAUGCUACUAAGCCUAUAUGAAAAGUUGGAUGUUCCUGCCCAUCUACCAUUUUGUUUUCCUACUCCGUGUCCUUCAUGUUCUGUUUGUCUCUAAAGAGGGAAAAAAACAAAAAAGGAAAAGAAAGAAAGGGUCUUCUAGGAACGUGUAUGUAUAGUUCAUUCCAGAUCGUCACAUAAACAAUGAAAGAUACCUUUUGCGUUCUCAAGAGAUUUAUUCCGCGUUACUGUUCA